Mesocestoides corti is the source of this 3249-nucleotide messenger RNA. Lineage: Eukaryota; Metazoa; Platyhelminthes; Cestoda; Cyclophyllidea; Mesocestoididae. The record is from the annotation of a GenBank genome assembly.
AUGAAUUUUGGCUUUGUUGCAGUUAUCGAAACAAUUGCAACGAAAGGUCUUGCUUAUGCCGAAUCUACGGGCCGAACCAAGGUAGUACUUAAUGAUUUGGUACUUGCCUUUGUUGAUUUCGGAUUCGAUCUCAACCGCCUACUUGAUCAUGUCAGGCACGUUUCACUGCGUGCCUUUAAAGAUCCUAGAGAAAUUGGUGAUCCGGUGACACGCGGUGUGACCUGUAAGCCUAUCAUCGGCCCAAGUGGUACCGCUGCUAUCCCACGUGCAGCGAGUCUCCUAGCAGACAGCAGUAAAGCUGUUGGAGGAGCUGGGGCAGGGAGCUCCUCCGGAGGGGCUACCGGUCAUGUUGGUGGAACGUCUACCUCUCAGACUGUACCAAAGGCUCCCGCUCACCUUUUCCUUCCUCCCCUUCCUGAACCUCACACAUAUCUCGCUUCGAAAGUGACGCGCCCUCCGCCCGCGCAAAAUCUUGCUGCCCUCCGGCGUCAGAUGAUUGACCAGCGCCGAAAAGUGCAACUUUCUCUGACGAAAUUCCUCUCUCGUUUUCGCAACGUCCACCACCUCUUCCCUGGUGAUCCCGAAUCAUUUCCUAUUCUAAUGCCCCAGACUUCAAGUAGACCGCAUCUCACGGCGCUAUUGGCUGACUCCCUACCUGAAUCGCAGGAGGGCAAUGUAGAGGUUACGGCACCCACUGAUCUGAGUUCAAUCAAGCCUUCAUCUGCAUGCACUAAUUUGUUCGAAGGAUCGAAGGUGUCCACCACCACAAGCUGCACAUCUACAAACUUUUUCCUAAUCUCGUUUGUACCUGAUCGAUCGGCGCGUUCAAAUGGCUUCUUGCAAGUGUGUCGGUGUGCCACUGAAUGGAUUUGUGCAAAGCUGCGCAAAUUUUGCCGAAGUACGCCCAUGGCCAUCAAUCCCGGUGAUUCUCGUCUACCCCGAUACCUCGAGGGGAUAGUUCAGCCCAUUUGGCGCAAGCAGUCCCGUUCUCAGGGUCUCGCCCUCUACCUCCUUCACAGAGAUUAUUGGUCCGACUUUGAGCAGCAAUAUAAACGGAGAAAGCAAAACCCCAUUCAAAACCCACCUGAGUGCUCAAAUGUCAGGGAAAGUGAUUGGAAGCCUGGAUUUCGUCCCGAACACAAUGGCAUCGUCGAGGGUAUUGUUCAUGUGAACCCGUGGGUGGUCAAGUGUGCUUCGGUAUACGCCGAAGUCCAAGCUCGUUAUCGUUUCGAUCGGAGUGAACUAGAUGCUUACGAUUUUGAGAAUGAUGAGAUUGUCUACUCAGCUAAAGUUUUACUCAAUCCCCCGCCAUGUGGUUUUGAUUCACCUACGUGUUUUGCAACUCCCCCCAAAGAUAUGCACCGUUACAGUGCAGAGCUUCGUCAGCUGUACCAAAAACUGGGUGGCCCCUGCGGUUCCGAACCACUAAAAUACGAAAACCUCUCUACCUCGGGCGUUUUGCAUGGAAAAGCUUUUCUUAACCGUAUGCAACACACGUUUGUUCCGCACACCGAGGCAACAGUGCCAUCGGGGUACCCGGAUCAUCCCUACGUGACUUAUAACUUUCCUUUCCGUUUUGACAUUAACAAUGGCCCCGAUUCUAUCAUGAUCAAAUCAAACAAACCAGCUCCAAUGGGAAAUCGCCCAUUGCCGAAAACCAGGCGUGAACUAUAUAUCGAUGCGGUUUAUGGGUUCCCACAAUCGGAUACUGAUAGCGACCCAGAAGCCCCGAGUUCAUCAGAAAGUGAGUCAAACUUCACCCCACCCAUACGUCACCCCUGUGAUCCAAUCAAAGUGAGGCACGGAAUAAGGAAGAUUGACCUAAGAAAGCAGUCUUACAGGGAUAAGUUCCAUGCUGACUCCUAUCCAUGGCACCCGCGGCCAAAGAUUCCUCCCAAAGCAGGAAUUUCCUGGUUCGUUCGGGUGUACGCGGUACCUUCUCAAUCAUCAAAAGAAAGAGGCAGGCAUCUUGCUGAGCUCAAGAUACGCAAACUGACAUAUCUUCCAAUGACUAUUCCUAUACAUCACAGGCCGCCACCGAAAAUUUCUGUUGACUACUCGCUGGCCGUCGGACCCAGGGAAAACACCGACGCUGGUGUAAUCACGCUAAAUGCAAAACUGGACAAACUGGUUUAUGGGCCUGGUGAUCCGAUCAUUGUAAAUAUCAAAGUACAUAACACAUCCAACCGAGUAAUACAGCAAAUAACGGUUGAAGUUAGUCAGUGCAUUCGCGUUAAUUCCUUGUAUAGCAAAGCUUGGAGGAACACGAUCUGCCGGCGCGAAAUUACAGCUGAGAAUUAUCAUGCGCAAAUGCCGAUAUUGCCAGCCACAGAACAGCUUCGCUUGAGCUGCCGUCUAAACCCAUGGCCCAAAGAAGAACAGUGUAGGCACCUGUUCAAAGAUGAACUUCACAAGCGACGCCCUUCGCGAGUGCCAAUUGAAGAGGAAGCCUUUACUCUACGCAUGCCAACGGAUCCGGGGAUACUUUUCGCUGUUCAACGGCCAGGUCGAUAUGAAAAGUUCCCCCAGACCUUCCUUCUUAAGCGCAAACCUGCCUUUUCUACUUUGCGUGGAAUGCUGGAACAUUUUUUCGAAGAGAGCAGGCUUUCAAUUAUGAAUCCUUUACCACCGGAAAUAAAGAACCCCUUCGAUGGAGAUCCCUACGGGCGAUGUCUUUGCUUUAAAGGGCCGGAAGAAGAAAGCGCAAGUAACCGUUGCGCACGGAUGCCACCGGAUGAGCCCUAUCAAUAUCCUUUAUAUAUCGAUAAUGCAACUUCGCAGGAGGAGGAAACGAAAUACCGAAAAGCAGUCCAGCAAAUGCUGGCACCACUUUGUGGCCGCUGCAAAGGAAGUCGCCAAACAGAUGAACAGCCCAUUUAUGUCAAUUACGAGGUUGUUGUCACUGCCGUCCUUCGACCACAAAACACCCCCGAUCCAUUGGCCCAUGACAGACUUCUAGAAGAAUGUAAGCUUGGUUGCGGCCUUUUGGACCCACCCAAAGGGCGCCUGGAAGGUGUCAGUGGACCGAGGGCAUCGCUACCGGUAAUUUUUGCGCUGAUGAGGCCCGAACCAGAAGAGCCAGUACCUGUAGCUAACUUUAAUGUUGACGAGAGACAAAACAAACAUCCUACGAUUCCUCCGAAGCCAAAGAUGUGGGAGCCUAGUGACGGAAAAGGCUUCCUUUUAGUUAAGCCACUACAGAUGGCGGCACCAUGCACUAAGCAAGGAAGCACGUUGCACUGCACAUAA